GGGAGGCUGGUCUGCCCGCAGUUAAGAGCAGACGCCUCCUCCCAUUCUCUGCCAUCCUCGUGAGAACUUUGAGCCUACCUGUGCUCCCCAUCUCCGAAUCUCCACCUCGACUAAACCACUCUCGUUCCCCAAGGCUUGCAUGCAUCAGUGCCAAGAAUUUGCACUUCGUGGUAGACUACAGCAAAGCAGACACAGUGACCUUUCAGGAGGAUGGAGGUGGGAGCCGAGCGCGGCGACAUGCAGAAGAAUCGACGCAGUGACGAUGCAUCCAGAAAAACGCACGCCUCAUCCUGCUCCAGUCUUAAGAUGUUUCUGGUGGCUUUGUCCUUUGCCUAUUUUGCAAAGGCUCUGUCAGGAAGCUACAUGAAGAGCACAAUAACUCAGCUGGAGAGGCGCUUUGACAUUCCCAGUUACCUAAUAGGCAUCAUUGACGGCAGCUUUGAGAUAGGUAACCUGUUAGUCAUAGCCUUUGUCAGUUACUUUGGUGCCAAGCUCCAUCGGCCAAAGAUCAUCGCAGUGGGUUGUGUACUGAUGUCUAUUGGUACCUUCAUCAUUGCCCUGCCUCACUUCAUCAUUGGACGUUAUGAAUAUGACUCACCGCCGCGCUGGGUUGUGAAUUCAAGCCUCACCCCAUCACCAUGUUCAGUGGGCUCAACGUCUGACCUCAGCCAAGAUAGUAAAUUACUUGAAGUGCCAACGACAGAUUGUGAAGGAGAUUCCAACCUGUCCAUGUGGAUUUACGUGCUCCUGGGAAAUGUCCUACGAGGGAUCGGCGAGACUCCUGUUCAACCCCUUGGAAUCUCCUACAUUGAUGACUUUGCUAGUGAGGAGAAUGCUGCUUUAUAUGUGGGCUGUGUGCAGACCAUCUCUGUGGUGGGGCCUGUCUUUGGCUACCUGUUAGGCUCCUUAUGUGCAAAGAUUUACGUGGACAUUGGAUUUGUAAAACUGGAAACGAUCACGAUCACCCCAGCAGAUUCCCGCUGGGUUGGAGCCUGGUGGUUAGGCUACCUCAUAGCCGGUGUCAUCACCCUGCUUUCUGCCAUCCCAUUCUGGUUUCUACCACGCUCACUGCCAAUUCCAGGCUCGCACACCCCAGAGAAGCCAGAGCAGACAAGUUUUAUUAAAGACUCUGACCCAAUGAAGCACAAGUAUCCAGUGGAAGAGCACACCAGUUUCAUAGAGAUGGCCAAAGAUUUUAUUCCAACCCUGCGGAGCCUGUUGGGCCACCCUGUUUAUUUGAUUUACUUGUGUGUGACAAUCAUCCAGCUCAACUCUCUUAUCGGCAUGGUCACGUACAAACCCAAGUACAUCGAGCAGCACUUUAGGCAAUCUGCCUCAAAGGCCAACUUUCUAAUGGGUGUGAUUAAUAUCCCUGCGGUUGCACUGGGGAUGUUUUCUGGUGGCCUCCUGAUGAAGAAGAUGAAGCUCAACAUAACGGGGGCAGCAAAGUUCGCUUUUGUUACUUCUUUCAUCGGGUAUAUCCUCUCGUUGUUCUUAUUUGUGAUGAGCUGCGAGAACGCCAAGAUAGCCGGAGUGACUCUUCCCUACAACAGUAUGGAGGGCGUAUCUCACGACAAACACUCCGUUUUCACCACCUGCAACUCCAACUGUUUUUGUUCUGCAAAUAACUGGGACCCGGUCUGUGGAGGGAAUGGCAUCACAUAUGUUUCCCCCUGUCUUGCUGGCUGCACCAGCUCCACUGGUUCAGGCAAAAACACAGUCUUCUCAAACUGUAGCUGUGUUGGGCCGGCUGCUAACUUGACAGCCAAUAUAGGUCAGUGCUCCGAUAAGGACGACUGUGACAGGAUGUUCCCGUACUUCUUGGCUCUCUCCGUCAUCACUUCAUUCAUCAUCUCCCUGGGAGGAACGCCAGGCUACAUGCUUCUCAUCAGGUGCAUCAAACCACAACUAAAAUCAUUUGCCUUGGGAUUCCAUGCUUUAGCAACUCAUACACUUGCAGGAAUCCCAGCACCCAUUUACUUUGGAGCGAUCAUUGACACCACAUGUCUAAAAUGGGGUCAGAAGCGCUGCGGUGGAAGAGGAGCUUGUAGGAUCUAUAACACUACAGCAUACAGGAUAGCCUACCUGGGCCUGACUCUCGGCUUGCGGACAAUCUCGUUUCUAAUUUGCAUCCCGGGCUUCAUCCUGCUGAGUAGGCAGUUGAAGGAGGAACACGACACCCUUCGUGGAUCUCUAGCCAAUGGCGGAACGGAGCUUGAAGUGCUCAGAAAAGAAGAAUUUGUGAUCUCAAACUCCAAGACAUUGCAAAGAACGUCAGAAAACGGCACGGAUCGUGAGACACGACUCUGAUUCCCCAGGGGAAAAAAAAAAAGACCUCUCAGGACCAACCUCCUCUUUUCAUCACACAUGCACAUGAACAAACUUAUCUAUACACCCACACACACACAAUGAUACAUUUGCAGGGAAUCAUAUUAAAUCUUAAUAUUUAAAGUAUAAAUUCUAUAUUUACUACUUCAUGUGCUUUGAGGAUUUGAGAGACAUUUGUUAUACUGUAGUUGAAAUAUUUGUCUUGAAUGUAUUGUAGUUGUUUUUCUAAAAAAAGAAAUGGGUAUAACACUGUUUUUAUGUAUGGAGUAUUAGUGCCACACUGAAAAGAAAUACAAUAACAACAAAGAAAUGUGAGGAAAAAAAGCUGGUUAGGAGAAUAAAGUUGUAAUAUGAAGGGGGGGAAAGAAAAUCAGUAUUA
Phyllopteryx taeniolatus (common seadragon) is the source of this 2707-nucleotide messenger RNA. It is a transcript of the gene slco1c1, whose product is annotated as solute carrier organic anion transporter family, member 1C1. Gene Ontology annotation, biological process: transmembrane transport; sodium-independent organic anion transport. Bases 211 to 2310 code for a protein of 699 amino acids. Lineage: Eukaryota; Metazoa; Chordata; Actinopteri; Syngnathiformes; Syngnathidae. Gene Ontology annotation, cellular component: membrane. The record is from RefSeq and is a predicted model, not a curated record. The transcript has 15 exons. Gene Ontology annotation, molecular function: protein binding.